Nerophis ophidion (straightnose pipefish) is the source of this 3685-nucleotide messenger RNA. Its product is annotated as ras-associated and pleckstrin homology domains-containing protein 1-like. The transcript is spliced from 9 exons. Bases 283 to 3168 code for a protein of 961 amino acids. Gene Ontology annotation, cellular component: cytosol; plasma membrane. Gene Ontology annotation, biological process: signal transduction. The record is from RefSeq and is a predicted model, not a curated record. Lineage: Eukaryota; Metazoa; Chordata; Actinopteri; Syngnathiformes; Syngnathidae.
CAUAAUAUCAUCAAAAGGUUCAGAGAAUCUGGAGAAAUCACUCCACGUAAGCGGCAUGGCCGGAAACCAACAUUGAAUGACCUUGACCUACAAUCCCUCAGACGGCACUGUAUCAAAAACUGACAUCAAUCUCUAAAGGAUGUCACCACAUGGGCUCAGGAACACUUCAGAAGACCACUGUUACUAAAUACAGUUUGUCGCUACAUCUAACGCAUCUUCGAGGAUCACGAGAACCUGGUGGAGAACCUCUUGAACUGGACCAGAGACAGUCAGAACCGCCUCAUGUUCACGGAGCGGGUAGAGAAGUACGCGCUGUUCAAGAACCCGCAGAACUAUUUGUUGGGGCGGAAGGAGACGUGCGAGAUGGCCGAGAGGAACAAAGAGGCUCUGCUGGAGGAGUGCUUCGGGGGCAGCUCUGUGUCCGUGCCCGAGAUGGAGGGCAUGCUGUGGCUGAAGGAAGACGGCAAAAAGUCAUGGAAAAAGCGCUACUUCCUUCUUCGGGCCUCUGGAAUCUACUAUGUCCCCAAAGGCAAAGCUAAGGCGUCCCGAGACCUGGUGUGUUUCCUCCAGCUGGACCACGUCAAUGUGUACAGCGGACAAGACUACAAGAACAAGUACAAAGCUCCCACAGACUUCUGCAUGGUGCUCAAGCACCCUCAGAUCCAGAAGAAGUCUCAGUACAUCAAGUACCUGUGCUGCGAUGACAUCAGGACCCUGCAGCAGUGGGUGAACAGCAUUCGCAUCGCUAAAUACGGGAAGCAGCUGUACACCAACUAUCAGGAUGCCAUGAGGAGGACGGAGGCCGCCUACGACUGGUCCUCGCUCUCUUCCUCCUCCAUCAAAUCGGGAUCCUCCUCCUCCAGUCUUCCAGAGUCGCAGUCCAACCACUCAGACAGCGGCGUGUCGGAGAUGACGUCAUCAGGCCACACCCGCUCGCAGAGUGCCGUCAGCUCCAUCUUCUCUGACGCGUGGAGGAGAGGAACGCAAGGAGGAGAGAUGAUGAAGAUGGACGCCAUCAGUAGGCCCAUCCCCCUGCAGAUCCCCAACCUCUCUUCCCAGCACCUCCCUCUCUCCCAGCCUCAGACUCCACCCUCCCGGGGAAGUUACAGCGACGGGAUGGUUCCCCAUGAGGAGUACUCCUCGCCGCCAGUGGUGAACAUGGCCCAUCAGGCGGCCGCCUACGUCAAGUACAGCACGCUAGCUCGCCUGCAGAACCAGAACCAGAACCAGAGCCAGAUCCAGUCCAGAGCGCAGCCGCCCGGUGCCGCCCAACCUCCCACCUACAACACUCUGCCCGCCACUUACAGCACGCCUCCCCCACCUCCUCCACCCUCAGAGCCAGUUCAAGGCGCCGCCGCGACUGUGCUGACGUUGGGUCUGCAGAGUCCCUCAUCUCUUCCUCCUCUGCCGCUGGAUGACGAAUCGUCGUACCUCCCGCCGCCACCACCCGAGAUCCUGGAAGCCAACGGGUUUCUCCCACCACCAGAGUCCCACACUCAACUGUCCAACGCCGGCCUCAAGCACUUUCUGGCACAGAAGUUCCCAAACAUGGUGUAUGACUUCCCUUCGCCUGGGGAGUCCACACCUCUUCAAGCACCCACCCUGCUCUCCACCCCUGCGUCCCCCAAUGCACCCCCUCCAGCACCGCCCAAAACCUUCACUGGUGGUUUUCCCCCUCAGACCGCCCCUAAACCCCCAGGUCCAUCUUCCCUCCCAAUUGCACAGUCACCAGUGUCCCCUACACCCCCCCACGGCCCUGUAAAGAAGCAGCAAAGUUUCUCCACAGGCCACUCCCCCAAUCAGCCGCCGCCUACCCUCCCUAAGCAGCACAGUCUCUCCUCCAAGAACCUUGCCUUGUCCCCCUCCUCCUCCUUCAUCUCCAUGGCUACAUCAUCUCUAGUCAAACAGAUCGUUAACCAGUUCCCAGGAAACGUUGCCGCUUCCCCCUCGCUUCCUUCCUCCAACUCCAUUGAGGGCUCAAAGUUCAAUCCCCCCCAGUCUCCCCCAGCAGUCAAGGCCAAACCAAAAUGGCAGCCGGGAGGCGUUGUCGCCACGCAGUCGCCAGAAUUCCCCCCACCUCCUCCUGACAAUUCCCUUGCAGAGUUUCCCCCUCCGCCCUUCUCCAAAACAGGUUCCCCCAUCAAACAAUCCCCUUCCACCUCCUCCAGCAAGCGAGGCCCCCCUGCCGCCCCGCAGAGAGCCUCCUCCAUGCGCUCAAACUCGGGCGAGGCGGCGGACGAGAGGCCCAAGAAGGUGGAAAGUCUGGUCAAUAAGUUUGGACAAGCUCCUCAAACGUCUACAUCCUCCAGCUCCUCCUCAGCGACUGGUUCGCCUUCAAAGGAGUUCUCUGCGUUUCCGACGCCGCCUCCCAAGCCGGGGAAGCUGAAUCUGGCCAACCUGCCUUUGGCGCUCCAGGGGCUGCAAGCGGCUCAGCACCAUCAGGCGUCUUCAGAGUUCCCGUCUCCGCCGCAACAUCUGGAGUCGUCCCCAGACUACUUCCCGCCCCCACCCAGUGACUUUGAGCUCUUCCCUCCCCCGCCCCACCCCUCUGAGUUUCACCAGCCGCCUAGGGUGGCCGUGGUCAACCCCCAGCCUCAAACGCAGCCUGCAGCACCUUUGUCGUCUUCAUCGUGGAAGCAAACCUCCCUCAAAAAGGGGGCUGUGCCUCCACCCACACUAAAUCGUCGCACUAGCAACACAGCCCCUUACGACGCUUCACUACCAAUGUCGCCGCCCCUCUCUCAGACCCCGCCCCCCUCCUUGUCUUCCUACUCCUCCUCUACCCCGGUGCCUCCCACAUCCCCCAAAUCCACGGGGCCGAGCACUCUGGCACUUAAGACUCAUUUCCUGGAAGACCUGAACCGUACCCUCAAGAGGAAGUCGGUUUCCCGCCACGGGUCGCUCACGUCCUCCCAACUAGUCCCUUCGACCAAGAUGGAGCCCGUGGCCACCAUGGACGACAUGGCUCUGCUGCCGCCCCCUCCGCCGGAGCUCCUGCAUCAGCAGCAGGACGCCCGCCACCACACGCAAACGCUGUCCCGUCACCACGCCCGCUCUCAGUCCGCCAAACUUAGCUCCAACAUUUCCGGCUAUGCAACGCUGCGGCGAGGGCCGCCACCUGCGCCGCCCAAACGGGACCAAAGCACUAAACUGACCAGCGAGUGGUAGAGGACAAAGUGGACGUGCAGAGUCCAGUGACUUGAUUGAUUCAAUUGAACAGGAAAAGAAGGCGGGUCACUUCUGACAAAACAGGAAACAAAUUAUACACCUCAUUACUCUUCAUAUUACACGCAUAUGUUGACACUACAUACCGAAAGUGAAAGUGAAACCAUGAAAGACGCGGGAGUGUUUCUAGAAUGAACGAGCCUUCAUUUUAAGCCUUUUCUGUGUUUUUAUAGAAGAUUAUUUAAUUGUUUCAGGUUGAAAGGAGCAUUUGCUGUCCAAGUGUUAUUCAUCUUGCUUAAACUUUACAAAAUCACUAAGUUUUCUACGUUCAUCAUUUCUUGACCGAGUGGAAACCAAGUCAGCGGCCAUCUUGCUUGGCUCACAGUAGCAGGGGAGGAGCUAUGCAAAGUAGGAAGCGCCCCAAAGAACACCACAUCACUGUGCUCUUUGCCAAAAGUCAAUCCCAUCUAUCAAUAACUGAUCAAUCAUUAUGUUACUCUAAUAAACCGAUCACAUUGUU